This is a messenger RNA of Danio rerio (zebrafish), 721 nucleotides long. NCBI's taxonomy places the organism in Eukaryota, Metazoa, Chordata, Actinopteri, Cypriniformes, Danionidae. The record is from RefSeq and is a predicted model, not a curated record.
ACUCUAAGGUAGUUAAAUCUACAAUCUAAAAUUUGCAGUGUGUAUAACCCUUUAUUAUUGUCUUUAAUUGUUUAUGUACCAUAGCAUAAUCAAUGAAACACAACAUCAAAACACUGUGCUGAUGAGAUUGUCUUCUUGCUGCUUUGACACUGACUUUUGCCUAUCUUGUGUUUUUUUUUUUUGUCCUUCUUUAACAGUUGAGGACAAAGGCGGUCUGCCGAAGAAACCACUCAGCUCCUCUGAAAGACAAGGAGCCGGGGAAGCAAAGAGAAGAAAACGUUCCUGUGAAGAUCUUUCACAGAAGCCCCACUCAGACUCUCCACUGUCUGCUGCUCCUGCAUCGACUUCUUUAUUGGAGGCUCCUGCGUCAGCCUCAUCAGUUCCUGGCCAGUCUUCUUCAUCGGCUCCUGCAUCAGCCUCAUCAGUUCCUGGCCAGUCUUCUUCAUCGGCUCCUGCAUCAGCCUCAUCAGUUCCUACCUUGGGUUCUUCAUCAGCUCCUGUAUCAGCCUCAUCAGUUCCUGCCUUGGCUUCUUCAUCGGCUCCUGUUUCAGCCUCAUCAGUUCCUGCCUUGUCUUCUUCAUCAGGUCCUGUAUCAGCCUCAUCAGUUCCUGCCUUGGCUUCUUCUGACGUUCAACCUAGAAGGUCAUCUGGUGGGUCAACACACAGUGACCCAGCACAUUCUGAGGUAACUGUCAAAGUACUCUGUGGAUGUUAAGAUAAG